CGCCGACAAAAUGUCAAAUUAAUUCGUUCCACUGACCGUAUUUUUGUCUAUUUAUGAGUCGAAAUAAGCCUGAAAAUACCUUUAGCAGACUUUUGGGGUAGAUUUCCUCCGUUUUGGGCCGUUGGCUACCACGAAAGAUCUGUCGCCGUUGAAUAGAAUCCAGUUUUAAUUGCCUACAUAGUAGUAUACAGCUUUGACCUUGUCAAGGUGACCGACACUCAGUUGAAAUUGCCUUUAGUCAGGGUUGAUAUCGUCAACCGGCUGCACGGGUUUUGAUCGCUGAAUUAACAAGUCAAAAUGAGCGUACAAUCAGAUUCUGAGAAGCGCAAGCAGAUCUCCGUAAGGGGUAUCGUGGCUGUGGAAAAUGUGGGCGAGGUGAAGAAGGCUUUCAACCGCCACGUUCAUUACACCUUGGUGAAGGACAGGAAUGUCGCGACGCCACGGGACUACUACUUCGCGUUGGCGCACACCGUCCGGGACCACCUUGUUUCCCGCUGGAUCCGUACUCAACAGUACUACUAUGAAAAGGACCCUAAGCGUGUGUACUAUCUGUCCCUUGAAUACUACAUGGGGAGAUCCCUACAAAAUACCAUGAUCAAUCUCGGUAUCCAAGGCACUGUGGAUGAAGCACUAUACCAAUUGGGUCUGGAUAUUGAAGAGUUGGAGGAACUGGAGGAAGAUGCUGGUCUGGGUAACGGAGGCCUGGGGCGUCUUGCCGCCUGCUUCCUUGAUUCUAUGGCUACUUUAGGGCUGGCUGCCUACGGAUAUGGUAUUCGUUACGAGUACGGAAUAUUCGCGCAGAAGAUUGAAAAUGGUGAGCAACAAGAGGAGCCUGACGACUGGCUGCGUUAUGGCAACCCUUGGGAAAAAGCGCGCCCGGAAUUCAUGAUCCCGGUCAAUUUCUACGGGCGAGUCGUAGACACGCCCCAGGGGAAGAAGUGGGUCGACACCCAGGUGGUGUUUGCUAUGCCCUACGAUAACCCCAUUCCUGGAUAUAACAACAACGUGGUGAACACUCUGCGUCUUUGGUCCGCCAAGAGUCCCAUUGACUUCAAUUUGAAAUUCUUUAACUCCGGUGACUACAUUCAAGCUGUGCUAGACCGUAACGUCGCUGAGAACAUUUCUAGAGUCCUCUACCCCAAUGACAACUUCUUUGAAGGCAAAGAGCUGCGUCUGCGCCAGGAGUACUUCAUGUGCGCCGCCACUCUCCAGGAUAUCAUUAGGAGAUACAAAGCAUCCAAAUUUGGCAGCCGGGAGGCUGUCAGGACCACCUUCGACACUCUGCCUGAGAAAGUCGCCAUCCAGUUGAACGACACCCACCCCGCCCUGGCGAUUCCUGAACUGCUGAGAAUCCUCAUCGACAUUGAAAAAGUGUCGUUCGAUGAAGCCUGGGACUUGGUCAUCAAGUGUUGCGCGUACACCAACCACACCGUCCUCCCCGAGGCGCUGGAGAGGUGGCCGUGCUCCAUGUUGGAGAACUGCCUGCCCAGGCACAUGGAGCUGAUCUACCACAUCAACUUCCUGCAUCUUCAGGAGGUCCAGAAGCGCUUCCCUGGCGACAUGGAUCGCAUGCGCCGCAUGUCCCUGAUCGAAGAGGAGGGCGAGAAACGCGUGAACAUGGCGCACCUCUGCAUCGUCGGCUCGCACGCCGUCAACGGCGUGGCCGCCAUCCACUCCGAUAUCCUGAAGGCCACCAUAUUCCGCGACUUCUUCGAGAUGUGGCCCGAGAAGUUCCAGAACAAGACCAACGGCAUCACCCCUCGUCGCUGGAUCCUGCUCUGCAACCCUGGCCUGUCUGACCUGAUUUGCGAAAAAAUCGGCGACGAGUGGACCGUGCAUUUGGAGAAGCUGCAGGGGCUGAAGCGCUGGGCCAAGGACCCGGCCUUCCAGCGCGCCGUCAUGAAGGUGAAGCAGGAGAACAAGCUGCGCCUGGCGUCGCUCAUCGAGCGCGACACGGGCGUCAAGAUCAACCCCGCCUCCAUGUUCGACGUGCAGGUGAAGCGCAUCCACGAGUACAAGCGCCAGCUGCUGAACAUCCUGCACGUGAUCACCCUGUACAACAGAAUCAAGCGCGACCCGUCCGCUCCUAUCACGCCGAGGACUGUCAUGAUCGGAGGAAAAGCCGCUCCCGGUUAUUACAUCGCUAAGCAGAUGAUCGCUUUGGCGUGCGCUGUGGGCAAUACCGUAAACAACGACCCAGACGUCGGCGAUAAGUUGAAACUUAUUUUCUUGGAGAACUACCGCGUCACCUUGGCCGAGCGGAUCAUGCCAGCGGCUGACCUCAGUGAGCAGAUUUCAACUGCCGGUACGGAGGCCUCUGGUACUGGCAACAUGAAGUUCAUGUUGAACGGAGCCCUGACCAUCGGCACAAUGGACGGCGCCAACGUCGAGAUGGCAGAAGAAGCCGGAGAGGACAACUUGUUCAUCUUCGGCAUGCGGGUCGAUGAUGUAGAGGCAUUGAAGCGCAAAGGAUACAACGCGUACGAGUACUACGAGCGCAACCCUGAACUUCGUCAGUGCGUGGAGCAGAUCCGCAGCGGGUUCUUCUCGCCCGGCGAGCCCGGCAAGUUCGCGCACCUGGCCGACGUGCUGCUGCAGCACGACCGCUUCCUGCACCUGGCCGACUACGACGCCUACAUGGAGGCGCAGCAGAAGGUCUCCGACGUCUACCAGGAUCAAGCGAAGUGGGCCGAGAUGGUGAUCGAGAACAUCGCGUCCUCCGGCAAGUUCUCAUCCGACCGCACCAUCGCCGAGUACGCGCGCGAGAUCUGGGGCAUGGAGCCCACGUGGGAGAAGCUCCCCGACCCCCACCAGGUCGCCUAAACUGGCUAGUAUUCCGACCUCUAUUCCAACACCUUAAAGGAUGUUAUCCUGUGCAGUAUAUUCACAAUAGGGUAGUUGACACAUUAGUCAAUUGACUUACUUUUUAUGAGCUGCCAAAACGCGAUUGGCCACAUUUGUAUGGAAAACCGAAUUGUGACGUCACCAGUUACAGACUAUUUGUAUGGAAAACCGAACUGUGACGUCACCAGUUACAGACUAACAAUUUAUCGAUCUAAAAACUACUUAGAAUCGAAUUAACUAGCUCGGUUUUCAGGGAUAGAUUGAAAUGUAUUUUUAAAGAAGCGGUGACUUGGAAUUGUUGGUUAUCAGUGUCAACUACCCAAUUAACAACAGUCUAAUACCGUUUGAAAUUAUAAACUAAGAUGAAAGUGGUCUAUUAUAAUGGAAUUAGUAUAAAGAAGAUUAUUAUUAGAUAUUAAGAGUUUGUCUUCUUCGCUUUAGUAGUUAGAUAAAUUGUGAACUUAUUGGACCGCUUUCUCUGUCGUCAAAUGUUCUUCGUUAAGGUCGGAACCUGAGUUAAUUGAAAGAUUGUAUCUGGUAGAAGUGUUGCUUGUUUGUUGCCAACAUGUUUGCUUUAACAUCAAUACCUAACUCAAUAUUGUUACGAUACUAUGACCCGUUUUUUAUCGCAUAAAUAUUUUGUACUUAAGCACUUAUUUACUGCUUAUAAUGACUCUUCAAAACAAUUCCAAUGAAUGACUGAGAUCACUGAGAAAAUACACAGAAAGUAACACUUCUAUGGAGGAAAAACAAUUUGGUUGAAUUCCUUCAUCACAGAAGAUGGGAUUUAAGUAAGUAUUCGUUAAUUUCAAAAAAUACUGUUGAGUAGAAUAUCGAGUAUUUAGAUGCUUUAUUGAAGUUGAGUAAAGUAUAUUGUGCGUUGAUUGUGUACGUUAUUCUAUUAAUGUUAACACUUUGAGAUUAUGUAUGUUGAUUAUAACUUAUAGGUGCUUGUUAUUUAUUUAUUUAUUUUGUGCCCUUUUCCACUCUAAUCUAUCUUUAGUAUUGCAACUAUUUCUUGAUGUCGUUGUACUAAAGUAUAAAUACUUUAUUAAUAAAUAAUAGUAGUGUACUAAUUUGCUACACGUUUAAUCUACUUACGAUAAUGCAUAAUAUAGUCAUUGAGGCGUUGUACACCCGCGAAAUUAACAUCAAUAACACAAUUUAUUUUAAUUUUUAACGAAGUAUUUCUAAUAUUUAUGUAAUACUUUCUACAAAACGGUGUAUUAUUUAUUUUUUAUACAUAUUUUAAACGGAUACUGAGAUAUAACAUAGAUUUAUUUAUGUGUAUUUAAUAAAAUUAUAUUACCUACUUACCUGUUUUUAUAAAAGUCAAGCCUAUUUACACAAAUAAAGUAUGCUUAAAAUUGACAGCUAUUAUUGUUUUAGUGAGUAGCUUUUAGUUAAAAAUACACAUUUGUUCCUGUAGAUUGGAUGUUAGGGGUAUUAUAUUGAAUAGUCAGUAAGAAAAGAAAUGAAUUUGUUUUUGUGCCAUAUUUACCCUCUGAUGGUGUAUGUAAACUUUUUCUGGCGGACUAAUGUCUGCCAGUUAGGUUAAACCAAUCGCCAUUU
Ostrinia furnacalis (Asian corn borer) is the source of this 4416-nucleotide messenger RNA. RefSeq names its product glycogen phosphorylase (gene Glyp). Gene Ontology annotation, biological process: glycogen catabolic process. Bases 298 to 2823 code for a protein of 841 amino acids. Gene Ontology annotation, molecular function: pyridoxal phosphate binding; glycogen phosphorylase activity. Gene Ontology annotation, cellular component: cytoplasm. The transcript has 10 exons. The record is from RefSeq and is a predicted model, not a curated record. Lineage: Eukaryota; Metazoa; Arthropoda; Insecta; Lepidoptera; Crambidae.